Messenger RNA from Rhipicephalus sanguineus (brown dog tick), 871 nucleotides. RefSeq lists its product as uncharacterized. The record is from RefSeq and is a predicted model, not a curated record. Bases 102 to 605 code for a protein of 167 amino acids. The transcript has 3 exons. NCBI's taxonomy places the organism in Eukaryota, Metazoa, Arthropoda, Arachnida, Ixodida, Ixodidae.
GCGCCCUGAUCGGGCAACGCUUGACCGGCGCGGCGACGUCUAUACAAGGCCGGCACCGAUCGCGGCGGCACGUGCAAGUCAAACGUUGUCAAACCGAGGAGAUGCCGAUCCGCGGUGCCUGGGGUUCCUCGUCGGCCGCGUGCCCCUUGGCGGCGGGCUGCCUGCUGCUCACGCUGCUCCUGCUGCAGCAGCCCCACGCUGUGGAGCCGGCCAAGCGACUGGACUGCCGGGCCUUCUGCCGCCUCACGGGCUUCCGCUUCAAUGCGGGCCUCUGCAAGUGCGGCUACAUGCUCUUCGCCAGCAAGCGCUCGCAGCAGCCCACUCUGACUGCGGGCUACCUAAGCGGAGACCAGGAUCCCAGCGAAGGUGGCGGAUACCGGAAUAUACCACCAGCCGAGCGGUUCCAGUUGGAAGUCGCGGUUCCCUCACCCCUGGUGCGGCACUCAUCUGGCAGCAGUCCGGCUGUAUACGGAAGCCACCCUGGGUCACAGUCCACCGACUCAGCCGACCCUGCGCACGCGACGGCGGCUAGGGCUGCGGCCGCGGCGCUCCUGGGACACAAGCCCGACGCCGGUCCUGACGCCGAUGACUCCUACUACCGCUGAUUGUGGCUCGGGAAUGGCAAGGAAAACGGAUCGGAGGCCUCGACCGUCGAGGACCUGUAUCGAAGGGCGAGCCCCAUGCGCUAAACUGCACCGAAAACUAGCAUGCGAGAAACUUGGAUUGAGAAGGACCACAUUGGGCAGUGGAUGAACCCCUUCCAAGUAUCCCAUCUGGCAGUGAUAGCAUUGUCCUCCAGUGCUCAAACGUGCCCUCAAGCCAACUUGUUGACUCCGAAUGUCAUUUGUGAAAUAAAACCCAAGUACAAUAA